UGGGUUCCUACCUCACAGCGCUCACCCAGGACACAGGACCAGAGUCUGCACCUACUCCAGGGCAGUUCCAACCCCUGAUUCCCAGGCCCUGGGUUGAGGGGUGCUGGCCAUGGGGAGGCAGGGACAGUAGGCUCCCUACCCCCGCCGCCGCCGCCUCUUCUUCCACCACUGCCACCGCCUCCUCUUCAUCUGCGGCCCACCGGCGGCGGCCGCCCCGAAGCCCCGCCCCCUCCAUCGCCUCCUGCAUCAUCACUUCCGGUAACCCCGCCGGCCGCCAGCUCCAGGAGGGAGAAUGGGAGAGGGGCGAAGAGGGAAAGAGUGGAAGAUUGCGUCAGGACGCACGCAAAGACGUACGAAGCCGUCGCCAAAUGACAACAGCAACACGACAAGAAGUCCUCGGCCUCUACCGCAGCAUUUUCAGGCUUGCAAGGAAAUGGCAGGCGACAUCAGGGCAGAUGGAAGACACCAUCAAAGAAAAACAGUACAUACUAAAUGAAGCCAGAACGCUGUUCCGGAAAAACAGAAAUCUUACGGACACAGACCUAAUUAAACAGUGUAUAGAUGAAUGCACAGCCAGGAUUGAAAUUGGACUGCAUUAUAAGAUUCCUUAUCCAAGGCCAAUUCAUCUGCCUCCAAUGGGCCUCAACCCGCUCCGAGGCCGGGGACUUCGAAGCCAAGAGAAACUGAGGAAACUCUCCAAACCAGUAUAUCUCAGAUCUCAUGAUGAAGUUUCCUAAUCUAGAAGAAAGUUUAUUUCUGCAAAUGAUGAGCCAACUAGUUCUUGAAUGGAAACCAGAUGGCAAAAUACUUCUUUUUUUUUUUUAAAUAAAAAGAUGGGGUUUCACCAUGUUGGUCAGGCUGGUCUUGAACUCCCGACCUCAGGUGAUCCACCCUCCUUGGCCUCCAAAGUGCUUGGAUUACAGGCGUGAGCCACUGUGCCCGGCCCAAAAUACUUCUUGAUUAGGGGCAAAAAUUCAAAUAUUUUCUUAAAACCUCCACAAUUGAUUCUCAACUCAUCAUGUGCACUUAGGAUAUCCCUAGAAUUUCUCAGCGUCUUUCUUCCUGAGUGGAUGGCAUUAUCCCUAGAGGUCAUGGACCUUACAUCCUCACUACAAUCACCUUUGGAAACAAGACUAAGGCCUGUGGGAAGAAGGCAGAAGGGUUCAAGAGCUUUUCAUGGGAAUGCCGUUCACCACACAUGCGAGCUAAUGCAAAGAAAUUUUCCAGUCACUGAAAGUUACUGUGGGCCACUAUAAAACUAUGUACCACUCUCAGAAUAUUCUUAGGCUUUUUUUUCAAGUUACAGAUUUACUUAAAAGUGAGGUGUUUCGUGUGUGUUUUUUGUUGUCUUUUAACCCUUCCAAUUUCUAGAUAAACUCGUCAUAAAAAGUGCAUCAUUGGAUUGACCAUGAUUUUUCAAGGAAAUUUUAUGAGAUUUCUGCCUUAACUAAAUGCAUAUAUUCCUUAUCUUAAAGCCUGUCAUCACUUAGGAUGCACUUAUAGGAUCUGAAAAUCUCACUUUAAACUCACAUUGCAUUCAUUACCAGUAUUUUACAUUAACAUUAUUGAAAAGUACAACAUCCAAGCCAGAUUUCAAAUUAUGUCUAAACAGAAAUGGGACAAGUAGACUGGAAAAUAUAAGGGAUUUAUUACAGCCCUUCGAGGGUAGAGUUAGGUGGUGAGUCAUUUGUACAUCAGUGUCAUUUCUAAUCUUCAAAGAAGAUGGGCAUCACCAAUAAACACAAAGCAUUAUCA
Molecule: messenger RNA, 1755 nt
Organism: Callithrix jacchus (white-tufted-ear marmoset)
Lineage: Eukaryota; Metazoa; Chordata; Mammalia; Primates; Cebidae
Gene: LYRM1
Product: LYR motif containing 1
Cellular component (GO): mitochondrion
Source: RefSeq, a predicted model, not a curated record